Molecule: messenger RNA, 1122 nt
Organism: Drosophila navojoa
Lineage: Eukaryota; Metazoa; Arthropoda; Insecta; Diptera; Drosophilidae
Product: troponin T-like
Source: RefSeq, a predicted model, not a curated record
AUGACUGAAGCUGAAAUGAUCAUGGAGGAGAAGUUGAGGAAGAAGAAGGAAGAGGAUGAGGCCAUGUGGCAAGAGUACAUCUCGCAGUGGAGGAAACAGAGGGCCAAGGAAGAAGAAGAACUGAGGAAACUGAAAGAUCGUCAGUCAAAGAGAAAGGUGACAAGAGCUGAGCAAGAAAAGCGUAUGAUGGAUGUAAAGAGGAGGCAAGAGGAGCAAAGGCAGAAAGAAUUAGAGGAAAAGAAGCAAAAAGAUGCUGAAGCCAAAAGGAAACGCUUAGAAGAGGCUGAAAAAAAACGCCAAGCGAUGUUAGAGGAACAAAAGAAACAAAAGGAGGGAAUAAAACCCAACUUUGUCAUCCAGAAGAAAGGAGGUGCUGCACCACCCCCUCAAUCCCACCACCCAGGUGGAUUUGACAAGCUCAGCAAUGUGGAACAGGCACGUAGUGAGCUUGGAAAGUCCAAGGAACAACUUGCUGAAGACAAAGCUAUUGCCUUGACAUACAGAGUAAAGGACCUAAAUAUCGAAGGACUUAGUGCUGAUAAGCUGAGGAACGUUGCUGCAGACUUGUGGAAAAAAAUCGUUACACUGGAAAGUGAGAAAUAUGACUUGGAAGAAAGAAUGAAGAGACAAGACUACGAUCUGAGAGAGUUGACUGAGAGGCAGAAGCAGAUGAAUAGGCAAAAGGCUCUCAAGAAGGGUAUUGACCCUGCGGAGGCUGAGGGAAAAUACCCGCCCAAGAUCGUGGUAGCGAGUAAAUUUGAGCGGAGGAUGGAUCGACGAACUUUUGGUGAUAUGAAAACUUUGUUUAAUGGUGGAUUGGAAGAACAGUUAAAGCAAGCCAUGGAGAAGUACUGGCAAGACCGAAUGCAUACAUUCAAGGAGAGAGGACCCAAAGAACUCCCCAAAUGGGACCCUCUUGCCCCUAAAGUGAAAGAGGUCAUUGAAGCAAGAACAUAUGAUGAGGAUGAUCUCCUGGAUAUUGAACCACCUAUGUUUGGAGUAGAAGAACCCAAGGCCGCAUCUCCACCUCCUCCUGCAAGACGAGAAGAAGUGGAGGAGGAGGAAGAAGAGGAGGAAGAGGAGGAGGAGGAAGAUGAGGAAGAGGAGGAAGAAGAGGAAUAA